Molecule: messenger RNA, 2317 nt
Organism: Carassius auratus (goldfish)
Lineage: Eukaryota; Metazoa; Chordata; Actinopteri; Cypriniformes; Cyprinidae
Product: hypoxia-inducible factor 1-alpha
Exons: 15
Coding region: 146-2317 (723 amino acids)
Biological process (GO): cellular response to hypoxia; regulation of transcription by RNA polymerase II
Molecular function (GO): protein dimerization activity; RNA polymerase II transcription regulatory region sequence-specific DNA binding; DNA-binding transcription factor activity, RNA polymerase II-specific
Source: RefSeq, a predicted model, not a curated record
GAAAGGCGAAGCAUCACUUUAACUUAAUUUAACUUUAACCAGCCAACACUGGAACUCCAGCCGGACGUAUUCUGGGGAUUACUAUCAUUUGAACCAUCGAGGGGUUUUGCAAAGGUUUUUGUGUGUGUUGGAGUUCCGUUUGACCAUGGAUUCAGUCGCACCUGGGAAAAAAAGGGUGAGUUCAGAGCGGAGAAAGGAGAAAUCCAGAGAUGCAGCGCGUUGUCGGAGAGGAAAAGAAUCCGAGGUGUUUUAUGAACUGGCCAGAGAACUGCCCCUCCCCCACAGUGUCACCUCUAACCUGGAUAAAGCAUCUGUCAUAAGACUCGCACUCAGUUACCUGCGCCUGCGUACACUACUGAAAACAGAUGUACUGGACGUGGAGUCUGAAUUAGACUCUCAGUGGAACAGUUCAUAUCUGAAAGCUCUGGAUGGGUUUCUCAUGGUUCUUUCUGGUGAUGGCGACAUCGUCUACCUGUCGGAGAGUGUCAGCAAGUGUCUGGGCCUUCCUCAGGUCGACUACACUGGACAUAGUGUGUUUGAGUUUACUCAUCCGUGUGACCAUGAGGAGCUCAGAGAAAUGCUGGCACAGAGGACUGGUCUGUCUAAGAAAGCAAAGGAGCAGCACACAAACAGAGGUUUUCUGUUGAGGAUGAAAUGUACACUGACCAGCAGAGGGCGCACUGUCAAUGUCAAAUCUGCCUCCUGGAAGGUGCUGCGCUGUUCGGGCCAUAUCCACACAACAGAUGGCAUCAAGAAAGGUGUGGUUGAGGAAAACAAUAUGAGUUCUUCGUACCUGGUGCUCAUCUGUGAGUCUAUUCCCCACCCGAUGAACAUUGAGGCUCCUCUGGACUCUAGAACAUUUCUCAGCCGCCACACUUUAGAUAUGCGCUUCACCUAUUGCGAUGAGAGGAUCACAGAGCUGUUGGGUUUUGCUCCAGUAGAACUGUUGCAGCAUUCUGUGUAUGAAUACUAUCACGCACUGGAUUCUGACCGCAUGACCAAAGCACACCACUACUUGUUUGUGAAGGGACAAGUGUGUACUGGACAGUACCGGCUGCUGGCUAAAGCAGGAGGGUUUGCUUGGGCAGAGACUCAAGCCACUGUAAUCUAUAACAGUAAAAACUCCCAGCCACAGUGUGUGGUCUGUGUUAACUAUAUCCUCAGUGGCAUUGAACAGCCCAAACAAAUCCUGUCCCUUCAACAAACCAACAGCACAAACAUAAAACAGGAACAGGAAGAACACCACGAGGAGUCAUUCGGGACUGAAGUGACUGUGGCAGACUUGAAAGAGGAGGCAAAGGAUGAGAAGAAAGAAGAGUGUGUGAGAGAUGAGCUAUACGACAGUCUGAAGGGGAAGCCAGAGGCACUGACUGUAGUAGACUCAAUCCUCACACUGGAUAUCAUCAGCACAGACUCCUCAAUCUCUGUGUUGACAGAAAUUCCUCUCUACAAUGAUGUUAUGUUGCCCUCUUCAAGUGCCCUGCUACCCCUCUCACCCCUCGCUCCUCCCUACUCCUCCCUAAAUGAUGAUGAUGUCUCCACAGCCAAUCUACAACCUGACGACUUCCCCUUUCCACAAUCUUCGGCUCCUGAUUCUUCCAGAUCCCAGGUUGAUCUCUCUGUGGAUUCAGAAUUAAGUGACCAUCUAAAACCGGAUCAUGUGGAAAGACUAUUUUCCAUGGAUAUAGAGUCCAAGACAACAUUUAAUACACAGGGUGUGGGUUUGGAUCUGGAUAUGUUGGCUCCAUACAUUCCCAUGGAUGAUGAUUUCCAGCUGCGGACUGUUUCUCCAGCUGAGUCGAUGUGUUCCAGCCCAGGUUCAGUGCUUGAACUGACCCCCUCCAGCAGCACACAAACUGCCCCUGCUCUCCCAGCAGCCCCUCUAGACUUCUGUGACACCCUUCCACAGAACAUUAGAACCACAAACCAGGGCAACAGCAGCGAAAUUAUUCAAGACAGUGAUAUUUCUUCUAAAUGUCAGACAAACCCAAAGCUACUCAAGAGGAAAUUGGAGACCAUACCUUUGUCUGAAGCAAUAAAGCUGGGUUCUGUGCUGCAGGUGGUGAAUGGUUUUCCAGAGAAAAAGAUCAGAAAACCAGACGCUUCUGAAUCAGAAGGGCUUCGUCACGCCACGAUACUGUUGCUGCCAUCUGAUGUUGCGAGAAGGUUAUUGAGCAGAUCAUCAGAGGGUGGAGCCAUAACGAUGCCCCUCCCCCAGCUUACCCGUUACGACUGUGAGGUAAAUGCUCCUGUGACUGGGCGGCAACACCUGUUACAGGGGGAGGAGCUACUGUGUGCCUUGGACCUAGUUAUUUAA